This is a messenger RNA of Dothidotthia symphoricarpi CBS 119687, 180 nucleotides long. RefSeq lists its product as uncharacterized. The transcript has 2 exons. The record is from RefSeq and is a predicted model, not a curated record. Bases 1 to 180 code for a protein of 59 amino acids. Lineage: Eukaryota; Fungi; Ascomycota; Dothideomycetes; Pleosporales; Dothidotthiaceae.
AUGCCACCCAAGCAAAUCCACGGAAAGGGCCGCGCCCUCGCGGAACCGAACUUCGCGCAGACCACGCUGCACGCCGUCACAAGCAAGGAGAACAGGAGCGUCAUCACCGCGAUUGGCAUGUUUGCUAUCGGCGUUACGUUCCUGCACAGCAGUUGGGCUGAGAUCCUGCUUCCUGCGUAA